Molecule: messenger RNA, 9876 nt
Organism: Melanotaenia boesemani (Boeseman's rainbowfish)
Lineage: Eukaryota; Metazoa; Chordata; Actinopteri; Atheriniformes; Melanotaeniidae
Exons: 52
Coding region: 143-8920 (2925 amino acids)
Source: RefSeq, a predicted model, not a curated record
GCCCUUCAUUUCCAUCUCUGGACUCAAAGAGGACAGGUGUCUGUUGCCUUCUCAGUGUCAGCUUGUGCGAUCUGUUUAUUCCCUUGAAUUUAAGAAAACUACUGCACAGUUGGACCCCACUGGGGAGGCAGACUCUCUGAAGAUGGAACCUCUUGUAUUCUUGCUCCUCUUAGCGGGGCUGGUUGGAACAACAUCAGCUCAAGAUAACACAACAACAGUUGAGCCAACAGUCAACAUGACGUCAGCACCUGGUGAUGCAACCCCAACAUCCUACAAUACAACUGCAUCACUGCUGAACGAAAUUUUAGGGAAUUCAACCUCAUCACCAAUCAACACGACUUCAUCAUCAGUUGACAGUACCCUAUCAACAGUCAAUGCAACCUCACCAUCAAUGACCUCAAUAGCGAAUGAAAGCUCACCAUCAGUCAACAUGACAUCCCCAAUCAAUGCCCUUUUGCCAGAUAAUACAACUUCAUCUCCACAAAACAUGACCAGCCCACCACCAGUGAACCCAACUUCAUCACUACACAAUGCAACUUCUCCACUACUGAACAUGACAUCUCCACUGGUUGACCUAACAUCACCACCAGUUAACCCAACAGCACCAACUCUAAACACAACUUCACCGGAAGUUACAAUGACUUCACCACCAGUCAGUGCUACUUCACUAAGUGCAACUUCACCAACAGUCCCCAUGACAUCACAGCUACUUAAUGAAACUUCACCAAUCAUUACUACCUCACCACUUCUUAAUGCAACUUCCUCACCAGUCAGCAUGACCUCAUCACAUCUUAAUGCAUCUUCACCACCAGUCCUCAUGACUUCACCACCACUUAGUGAAACUUCACCAAUCAUUACUACCUCACCACUUCUUAAUGCAACUUCCUCACCAGUCAGCAUGACCGCAUCACAUCUUAAUGCAUCUGCACCACCAGUCCUCAUGACGUCACCACCACUCAAUGAAACUUCACCACCAGUCCUCAUGACUUCACCACCGCUCAGUGAAACUUCACUAAUCAUUACUACCUCACCACUUCUGAAUGCAACUUCCUCACCAGUCAGCAUGACAUCACCACAUCUUAAUGCAUCUGCACCACCAGUCCUCAUGACGUCACCACCACUCAAUGAAACUUCACCACCAGUCCUCAUGACUUCACCACCACUCAGUGAAACUUCACCAAUCAUUACUACCUCACCACUUCUUAAUGCAACUUCCUCACCAGUCAGCAUGACAUCACCACAUCUUAAUGCAUCUGCACCACCAGUCCUCAUGACGUCACCAUCACUCAAUGAAACUUUACCACCAGUCCUCAUGACGUCACCAGCAUUCAACACAACCCCCCCACUAAUCAGUUUAACGUCACCAGCACUGAAUACAACUUCAUCACCAUUCAGCAUGACAUCACCACAAGUCAAUGAAACAUCUUCACCAGUUACUGCAUCCUCACCAUCAGUCAACAUGACCUCAUCACCAGUCAUUGCAACCUCACCACCAACAAACCUUAACUUAACAGUUAAUGCCACCUUACCUCAUGUCCAAAUGACCUCACCAGCGGUCCACAUGACAAACCCAACUGCAGCCUCAUUGCCAGAUAAUACAACUUCAUCUCCACAAAACACGACCAGCCCACCACCAGUUACUUCAGUGCCAGUGAACCCAACUUCAUCACUACACAAUGCAACUUCUCCACUACUGAACAUGACGCCUCCACUGGUUGGCCUAACAUCACCACCAGAUAAUACAACUUCAUCUCCACAAAACACGACCAGCCCACCACCAGUUACUUCAGUGCCAGUGAACCCAACUUCAUCACUACACAAUGCAACUUCUCCACUACUGAACAUGACGCCUCCACUGGUUGGCCUAACAUCACCACCAGAUAAUACAACUUCAUCUCCACAAAACACGACCAGCCCACCACCAGUUACUUCAGUGCCAGUGAACCCAACUUCAUCACUACACAAUGCAACUUCUCCACUACUGAACAUGACGCCUCCACUGGUUGGCCUAACAUCACCACCAGAUAAUACAACUUCAUCUCCACAAAACACGACCAGCCCACCACCAGUUACUUCAGUGCCAGUGAACCCAACUUCAUCACUACACAAUGCAACUUCUCCACUACUGAACAUGACGUCUCCACUGGUUGGCCUAACAUCACCACCAGAUAAUACACAUCCAUCUCCAGAAAACAUGACCACCCCACCACCAUUUACAGCAAGGCCAGUGAACUCAACUCCAUCACUACACAAUGCAACUUCUCCACUACUGAACAUGACAUCUCCACUGGUUGACAUAACACCACCAGCUGUCUCAACAAUGACACCACCAGGUUCAACAGCAGUGACUCAAACAGCAGCUUCUUCAUUAAUCCCGUCUACUGGCAUUAUAACUACUCCAACUACAACCACGACUCCAACUACAACCACAACUCCAACUACAACCACAACAACAACACGUGCCCCACCACCAGAGCCUAUUGUCAAAAUGGGAUUUAAGAUGGAACAAACUUUUGAACCAGAGUUAGCAAACACUACAUCACCACAGUUUAAGGAACUGGAAACCAAAGUCACCAGUGCACUAAAUGAAGUCUACUCAAAAAAAUUUGGAGAUGCCUUCAAUCGCACCAUCGUCAGAAGCUUCAAGAGCGGAUCUGUUGUGGCGGAUGUUGAGCUGAUCUUCAACCAAGUAGCGACAAUGCCAAACGCCUCUUCAGCUGCUAAUACUUUGGUAGAGGCUGUUAAGACGAGCAACUUUUCCCUGCGUGUCAACACAUCAUCUGUUGUUGCCAUCGUGCAGACGCCUGAGGUCCCAGUCACAGUUGCUUCUUCGACUUUUGUAAGCACAACAUCCAUACCAGGAGUUGAUACAACAAUUUCACCUACAUUAGUGUUUUCAACUGUGUCGCCAGUUAGCACAACAUCACCAAUGCUCAAUGCAACUUCACCUGAAGUCAUCAUUACAUCACCACAACUCAACACAACCGCAUCACCACACAAUGCAACUUCUCCACCAGUCACCAUGACAUCACCACCACUCAAUGGAACAUCCUCACCUUCAAUCAGUGUAACUUCACCAGCGCUGAAUACAACUUCACCAGUCAGCAUGACUUCAACACCACUAAAUGAAACAUCUUCACCAGUUACUGCAUCCCCACCACCAGUGAACAUAACCUCACCACCAGUCAUUGUGACUUCACCACCACUCAAUGCAACUUCUCUGCCACUCACCAUGACAUCACCACCAGUAAAUGCAACUUCUUCACCAGUUACAGUGUCAUCACCACCAGCGAACAUAACCUCACCAGCAAUCACUGUGACUUCACCACCACUAAAUGCAACUUCUCCACCAGUCGGCACAACCUCACCACUACCGAGUACAACUUCACCACUAGUCAGUGUAACCUCUGUACCACCAGUGUCCACCACGCUCCCUCCAGCAAAUGGAACAUCAGCUCAGCCAGUAACUUCAACACCACCAGCAACUACUACUCCCACCACUACUACUACUACUACUACUACUACUGCUACUACUACUACUACUACUACUACAACUGCUGCACCAGCAGAUUCAAAGCUCAGUCUGGGAUUUAGCUUGAAGCAAAACUUUACUUCAGAUCUAUCAAACCCUUCCUCCACUGCAUUCACAAGUUUGGCACAAACCAUAACAAAUGUACUUGAUCAAAUCUAUAAAGCAAGAUUUGGGAGACGUUUCCUGAGAUCACUGAUCAGAGCUUUCAGACCAGGUUCAGUUGUGGUAGAUGCUGAGCUGGUAUUCAGCAACUCCAGCUCAGUACCACCCUCCAAUGAUGCAGCAUCUGCUCUGGUGGAGGCAGCAGCAUCCAACUCUACCAAUUUCACCCUCCCACUGAAUCCAUCAACUGUUGUUGCAUCAACAAUUAAUACAACCACAGAUGCACCUUCCACAACAGUUAACCCAUCCUCAUCAACACUCAACACAAUGUCACCAGUAAUCAUCACUUCCUCACCACCACUCAGUUUAUCAUCAUCACCAGUCACCAUGACAUCACCACCACUCAAUACAACUUCUCCACCAGUCAGUGUGACAUCAUCACCACCACUAAAUGAAACAUCUUCACCAGUUACUGCAUCCCCACCACCAGUGAACAUAACCUCACCAGCAAUCAGCGUGACUUCACCACCACUCAGUGUAACAUCAUCACCACCACUAAAUGCAACUACUCCACCAGUCACCAUGACAUCACCACCACUCAAUACAACUUCUCCAUCAGUCAGUGUAACAUCAUCACUACCAGUAAAUGCAACUUCUUCACCAGUUACUGCAUCCCCACCACCAGUGAACAUAACCUCACCACCAGUCACUGUGACUUCACCACCACUAAAUGCAACUUCUCCGCCACUCACCAUGGCAUCACCACCAGUAAAUGCAACUUCUUCACCAGUUACAGUGUCUUCACCACCAGUGAACAUAACCUCACCAGCAGUCACUGUGACUUCACCACCACUAAAUGCAACUUCUCCACCAGUCGGCACAACCUCACCACUACCGAGCACAACUUCACCACUAAUCAGUGUAACCUCUGUACCACCAGUGUCCACCACGCUCCCUCCAGCAAAUGGAACAUCAGCUCAGCCAGUAACUUCAACACCACCAGCAACUACUACUCCCACCACUACUACUACUACUACUACUACUACUGCUACUACUACUACUACUACUACUACAACUACUACUACUACUACUACAACUGCUGCACCAGCAGAUUCAAAGCUCAGUCUGGGAUUUAGCUUGACGCAACCCUUUACUUCGGAACUAUCAAACCCUUCCUCCUCUGCAUUCACAAGUUUGGCACAAACCAUAACAAAUGCACUUGAUCAAAUCUAUAAAGCAAGAUUUGGGAGACGUUUCCUGAGAUCACUGAUCAGAGCUUUCAGAUCAGGUUCAGUUGUGGUAGAUGCUGAGCUGGUAUUCAGCAACUCCAGCUCAGUACCACCCUCAAAUGAUGCAGCAUCUGCUCUGGUGGAGGCAGCAGCAUCCAACUCUACCAAUUUCACCCUCCCACUGAAUACAUCAACUGUUGUUGCAUCAACAAUUAAUACAACCACAGAUGCACCUUCCACAACAGUUAACCCAUCCUCAUCAACACUCAACACAAUGUCACCAGUAAUCAUCACUACCUCACCACCACUCAGUUUAUCAUCAUCACCAGUCACCAUGACAUCACCACCACUCAAUACAACUUCUCCACCAGUCAGUGUGACAUCAUCACCACCACUAAAUGAAACAUCUUCACCAGUUACUGCAUCCCCACCACCAGUGAACAUAACCUCACCAGCAAUCAGCGUGACUUCACCACCACUCAAUACAACUUCUCCACCAGUCACCAUGACAUCACCACCACUCAAUACAACUUCUCCAUCAGUCAGUGUAACAUCAUCACCACCACUAAAUGCAACUACUCCACCAGUCACCAUGACAUCACCCCCACUCAAUACAACUUCUCCACCAGUCAGUGUGACAUCAUCACCACCAGUAAAUGCAACUUCUUCACCAGUUACUGCAUCCCCACCACCAGUGAACAUAACCUCACCAGCAAUCAGCGUGACUUCACCACCACUCAGUGUAACAUCAUCACCACCACUAAAUGCAACUACUCCACCAGUCACCAUGACAUCACCACCACUCAAUACAACUUCUCCAUCAGUCAGUGUAACAUCAUCACUACCAGUAAAUGCAACUUCUUCACCAGUUACUGCAUCCCCACCACCAGUGAACAUAACCUCACCACCAGUCACUGUGACUUCACCACCACUAAAUGCAACUUCUCCGCCACUCACCAUGGCAUCACCACCAGUAAAUGCAACUUCUUCACCAGUUACAGUGUCUUCACCACCAGUGAACAUAACCUCACCAGCAGUCACUGUGACUUCACCACCACUAAAUGCAACUUCUCCACCAGUCGGCACAACCUCACCACUACCGAGCACAACUUCACCACUAAUCAGUGUAACCUCUGUACCACCAGUGUCCACCACGCUCCCUCCAGCAAAUGGAACAUCAGCUCAGCCAGUAACUUCAACACCACCAGCAACUACUACUCCCACCACUACUACUACUACUACUACUACUACUGCUACUACUACUACUACUACUACUACAACUACUACUACUACUACUACAACUGCUGCACCAGCAGAUUCAAAGCUCAGUCUGGGAUUUAGCUUGACGCAACCCUUUACUUCGGAACUAUCAAACCCUUCCUCCUCUGCAUUCACAAGUUUGGCACAAACCAUAACAAAUGCACUUGAUCAAAUCUAUAAAGCAAGAUUUGGGAGACGUUUCCUGAGAUCACUGAUCAGAGCUUUCAGAUCAGGUUCAGUUGUGGUAGAUGCUGAGCUGGUAUUCAGCAACUCCAGCUCAGUACCACCCUCAAAUGAUGCAGCAUCUGCUCUGGUGGAGGCAGCAGCAUCCAACUCUACCAAUUUCACCCUCCCACUGAAUACAUCAACUGUUGUUGCAUCAACAAUUAAUACAACCACAGAUGCACCUUCCACAACAGUUAACCCAUCCUCAUCAACACUCAACACAAUGUCACCAGUAAUCAUCACUACCUCACCACCACUCAGUUUAUCAUCAUCACCAGUCACCAUGACAUCACCACCACUCAAUACAACUUCUCCACCAGUCAGUGUGACAUCAUCACCACCACUAAAUGAAACAUCUUCACCAGUUACUGCAUCCCCACCACCAGUGAACAUAACCUCACCAGCAAUCAGCGUGACUUCACCACCACUCAAUACAACUUCUCCACCAGUCACCAUGACAUCACCACCACUCAAUACAACUUCUCCAUCAGUCAGUGUAACAUCAUCACCACCACUAAAUGCAACUACUCCACCAGUCACCAUGACAUCACCCCCACUCAAUACAACUUCUCCACCAGUCAGUGUGACAUCAUCACCACCAGUAAAUGCAACUUCUUCACCAGUUACUGCAUCCCCACCACCAGUAAACAUAACCUCACCACCACUCACCAUGACAUCACCACCAGUAAAUGCAACUUCUCCACCAGUCGGCACAACCUCACCACUACCGAGCACAACUUCAACACUAGUCAGUGUAACCUCUGUACCACCAGUGUCCACCACGCUCCCUCCAGCAAAUGGAACAUCAGCUCAGACAGUAACUUCAACACCACCAGCAACUACUACUCCCACCACUACUACUACUACUACUACUACUACUGCUACUACUACUACUACUACUACAGCUGCUGCACCAGCAGAUUCAAAGCUCAGUCUGGGAUUUAGCUUGAAGCAAAACUUUACUUCGGAUCUAUUAAACCCUUCCUCCUCUGCAUUCACAAGUUUGGCACAAACCAUAACAAAUGUACUUGAUCGAAUCUAUACAGCAAGAUUUGGGAGACGUUUCCUGAGAUCACUGAUCAGAGCUUUCAGAUCAGGUUCAGUUGUGGUAGAUGCUGAGCUGGUUUUCAGCAACUCCAGCUCAGUUCCACCGACCAAUGAUGCAGCAUCUGCUCUGGUGGAGGCAGCAUCAUCCAACUCUACCAAUUUCACCCUCCCACUGAAUACAUCAACUGUUGUUGCAUCAACAAUUAAUACAACCACAGAUGCACCUUCCACAACAGUUAACCCAUCCUCAUCAACACUCAACACAAUGUCACCAGUAGUCAUCACUACCUCACCACCACUCAGUGUAUCAUUAUCACCAGUCACCAUGACAUCACCACCACUCAAUACAACAUCUCCACCAGUCACCAUGACAUCACCACCACUCAAUACAACUUCUCCAUCAGUCAGUGUAACAUCAUCACCAGUCAGUGUGGCAUCGUCAUCAGUCAUGACAUCACAGCCACUCUCUGUCACAUCACCACAAACAAUGUCCACUAUUUCCUCACCAGCAACAACAGCGACUCCUGCAACCACCACUGCAUCUACAAAUCCACCUUUGGCCAGUGAGGGAACCCUGGGUCUUACAUUUAGUCUCAACCAAACAUUUACAUCAGCUCUCUCAAAUAAAACCUCAAAUGAAUUUCAAAGUUUGGCUGCAAAAGUCAUCAGUGAGGUAAACAUAGUGUGUAGAAGAAUUUUCGGAAAUCGUUUCCUUCGCUCCAUUGUUAAUACAUUCAGGAGUGGAUCAGUUGUUACAGACAUGACUCUUGUCUUCCAAGACAACAGCUCAGUUCCAUCACAAAGCAAUGCAACUGCAGAACUCAGCACUGCACUUACCAGCAAUUCAACCUCACUUAAUAUUAUAGCAGGCAGUGUCAAUGCAACCACAACAACAACUCCGGCAACUAACUCUACUGAAACUCCAGUGACAUCCACUGCUGCAACUUCAGUGAUUAGUACUGCUUCAGCAGCCACUAAUGCUUCAGCAGCCACUAAUGCUUCAGCAGCCACUAAUGCUUCAGUAGCUACCACAGCUACUACAACAACUACUACUGGAACUACCGUGAGCACACCAUCAACAAAUCCUCCAUCAUCCACUGAAGGAAUCCUUCGCCUUAGGUUUCGUCUUAAACGACUAUUUACAUCAGAUCUCUCCGACUCAUCCUCAGCAGCUUUCAAGAGCCUAGCUUUAACAGUGAUCACAGAGAUUAACAGAGUGAGCGCUAAACUCUAUGGAUUAAAAUUCCUUCGCUCCAUUAUUAACUCAUUCACGAAUGGAUCAGUGGUUGUCGAUAUGGGUCUUGUGUUCCAAAAUCAAAGCGUGGUUCCUUCGGUAUUGAAUGCUGCCGCUGAUUUUAACAGAGAACUUGCUACUUCUACAACCUUGGAUUUCAUGCCAGACAGUGUUGUUACAGAGUCAGCACUGACACCCAGCAACAACAGUUCUCCUCUACCCACAGUGAGCACUUUGGCAAUGUUUUCGCUAACAGUUCUGACUGUGUCACAGACGCUGAUUGGCUCAUAACACCGAGAUCCUACCAACAGCCUCUGCUGCGCUGCAAAAUAUGAGAUAAUAAAUGUACCAAGAAACAAAAAAGGCCUUAACUAUUGUGCAUUAUGAAAUUUACCAAAACACCAAGUGGUAAAAGAUGUGUGCUGUGUAUCAAACAUGAAAACAAGUUUGUAGUAUUUUCCAAAAUAUUUAUCAUGUUUUAUUUAAUUUACUAAUCAAAUGAAAGUAUUUAGUUUUUCUCUACAAAUCAAUUUUUCCUUGAUUUCAGUGCAGCACAGUUAAAGUAUAUGUAAAUGAAAUUACAAAGACAUAAAUAAUAUUUAUUUUAUAUUAAAAGUAUUAUGUGACUAAGCUAGAUAAGAUUUGUCAUCCGAAGUCAGCAUGCAGGGAAAUGGUUAAAUUGAAGAGGACUGCAGUUAAUGCAGUGUGGCACUAAAAGCUAUGAGAGUAGAAGUUAAUGAUCUUGAUGCAUGAGAUGAUUUAUAUUCUGUUUGAAACCAAUAAUUAAUGUUCAAGUUUGACAGCAAGCUUCCAAUCUAUAUUUAUAAACACAGCAACAACCCCUUACAAUGUUUUUUGUAAGUACUAUAAUAUGGUUUUCUUGCAAGGUCGCCAAGUAUCAAGUGAAUAGUGUGCACUGCCCUUGAAUUUGAUUAAGACUGUUAGUCUAGAACGUUGAGUUAAUCUUAAUGGUGAUGUAUGAUGAAGUAUACCUUUAACUGUUUACUGGCAUCUGUUGAAUGAUUUUUCUGAAGGUUUAAAAACAAUGGAAAUGCCAAAACUGCACUGUUAAUUAGCAAAUAAAUGAAAGUUUAUCUUUUAAAUAUACAUGUUAUUUUGAUCAUUUGUCUCUAACAUCUCUUUGUAAAAACAAAAUAAUUUUUGUUUUUCUUUCUUAGUAUGUUGAGAAUGGACAUGCUUCAGAUUCUUUGUACUCACUGGAUAGAAAUAAACCAUUUUAAGCUUCA